Messenger RNA from Akanthomyces muscarius, 765 nucleotides. RefSeq lists its product as uncharacterized. The transcript is spliced from 2 exons. The coding region runs from base 1 to 765 and encodes 254 amino acids. Lineage: Eukaryota; Fungi; Ascomycota; Sordariomycetes; Hypocreales; Cordycipitaceae. The record is from RefSeq and is a predicted model, not a curated record.
AUGACGACAUGCAGUACCUGUUUAACGAUACUUGCCCCCGGCGACGGGGAGAAACUCUCCGAGAAGCCGCCGCCAGACCAGCGCCGAGUCCCUUGCUGCGACAGGAUCAUAUGCGGUGACUGCAUCGUGAAUAACUUUCGCUUCGCAGCCUACUGUCCCUACUGCCAAAUAGCCAGCGAGCCCAACCCGCUACCACAAGGUCUCAAAGCCCCCCCAGCAUACGACGCGUCCCAACUACACGCCGCCAAGCGUCAGCGACAACCGCCGCCGCGGCCGUCGCCUGCAUACGAUCCUCCGCCGUACGGGACAUGCGACGGCGGCGGCGACGACGAAAAGGCAGCCGCCGCCGACGACACGCUGCACUUUCUCAACCACGAGCACGACAGCAUCCUCUCGCUGUCGCUGCGGUACGGCGUGCCGCAGGAUGCGCUCCGCCGCGCCAACAACAUCAACAGCGACCACCUGCUGCUGGCGCGCAAGACCGUCGUCAUCCCGGCGGCGUACUACAAGGGCGGCGUCAGCCUCUCCCCGCGGCCCGUCGAGGGCGAGGACGAGGAGCUGCGCAAGAGCAAGAUUCGCAGGCUCAUGACGGCCUGCAAGCUUGCCGACUACGCCGUCGCCCAGCUCUACCUCGAGCAGGCGGGCUACAAUCUCGAGCGCGCUGUUGACAGGUAUGUUGGUGAUGAGGCCUGGGAGCAGGCACAACGGGACAAGAACAAGAACAACGCCAGCAAUAUGCGGUGGUUCUUCGGUGGCAUGAGAUAG